CACACAGACAGUACUAUAGUAUAUAUAAUGUCAUCGGAAAGAAGAAACAUAAAAUGACUAGUUCAUAAAACAAAAACUUUCUUAUAUUACACCGACACUAAAAAAAUGUCUCAUUCCUUCUUGCCUAGGAACUAAUUGUUGCACACUUCGGUACACAAUUUUUUGAGCACUUCGACAUCAAAACGAGAGAGAAAAGAAUGGUGGAUUCUCAUGGCUCCGACACGGAAUGUUCCUCCAAGAAGAAAAAGGAGAAAACGAAAGAAAAGGGGGUAUAUCGUGGGGCUCGCAUGAGGAGCUGGGGGAAAUGGGUCUCGGAGAUUCGGGAGCCCCGUAAGAAAUCAAGAAUCUGGCUCGGGACUUUCCCCACGGCGGAGAUGGCAGCGCGUGCCCAUGAUGUUGCGGCAUUGAGUAUCAAAGGAAGUUCCGCAAUCCUUAACUUCCCUGAGCUCGCGGAUUUUCUGCCAAGACCAGUCUCGCUCAGCCAACAGGAUAUCCAGGCCGCAGCCGCCGAAGCCGCUCUUAUGGAUUUCAAAACUGUACCAUUCCAUCUUCAGGAUGACUCAACGCCGUUGCAAACUAGGUGUGAUACUGAGAAGAUCGAAAAGUGGUCAUCCUCAUCGUCCUCAGCCUCAUCCUCAUCCUCAUCUUCGUCCUCGUCCUCAUCAUCUAUGCUUUCGGGGGAGCUAGGAGAUAUUGUGGAGUUGCCGAGUCUUGAAAACAAUGUAAAAUACGAUUGUGCGCUGUAUGACUCGUUGGAGGGGCUGGUGUCGAUGCCCCCAUGGUUAGAUGCUACCGAAAAUGAUUUUAGGUAUGGAGAUGAUUCGGUACUGUUGGACCCAUGUCUCAAAGAAAGCUUUUUGUGGAAUUAUGAGUAAGGUUUUUUUUUGGAAAGAAAUGUGGUUUUUUGUUUCCUCCUCUCUUUUAUACUUUCGAUCUUUUUUUCUAAGCAUAUAUAUCUUCUACAUAUGUAAUACUUUUCCAUUAGUAAACAAUGAUUCGGUUUCGGGUACGUAGAUGAUUUGUGUAAAUAUAUAACAUCAUAAGCUUGAU
Molecule: messenger RNA, 1050 nt
Organism: Arabidopsis thaliana (thale cress)
Lineage: Eukaryota; Viridiplantae; Streptophyta; Magnoliopsida; Brassicales; Brassicaceae
Gene: ESE2
Product: Integrase-type DNA-binding superfamily protein
Exons: 1
Coding region: 198-875 (225 amino acids)
Biological process (GO): regulation of DNA-templated transcription
Cellular component (GO): nucleus
Molecular function (GO): DNA binding; DNA-binding transcription factor activity
Source: RefSeq, marked reviewed